This is a messenger RNA of Porites evermanni, 5747 nucleotides long. NCBI's taxonomy places the organism in Eukaryota, Metazoa, Cnidaria, Anthozoa, Scleractinia, Poritidae. The record is from the annotation of a GenBank genome assembly.
UUAGUGUACCGACUCUACUUUUACAAAGGAGGACAAGUUUGCUGAUAAAGAUGGGAAAUAAUCAAUGUCGCAAUUGCCGGAUAGAGCUCAAGACUGAUGAUUGGAAGCCAUAUUGUCGAGGGUAAGGAAGGGUCGCGUAUCAUUAGAUUUUCAAAAUUUUAAAUUAGACUUUUAAAUAUAAAACCAAUCACACAUCAAAUCAGUCUUACAACUCGUGAUUUCAUAAUAUUAGCAAUUUGCAUUUUACAUAGACCACCUCUAGCUCUUAGCUUGUAGGGUUAAAUCAAGUUGCCAUUCCAGACAUUUGUUACGUAAACGUUUUGACCUUUAUCAUGGGAUGACAAUUGUUCCUUCGCCCAAAAACUGCGAACGAGUCAGACAUGUGGGAACACCAUCGGUCUUUUCUAUCUCUAUUGUCUCACGUGUUAAGGGUCUUUUUGUCUACCAACUAGUCUGUAAUGGGGGUUGGAGACGUAUAACGUUUCAGACUAGUUAGUCUGAGUAUCAGGCGUUUCUAGUCUACCAACAUACAUUGCUUUCGUUAAAUAGUACGUUCUCCAAAACCGGACAACCUUGAGAAUGACUACAGAUUUUAACGCUACCAAAGGCAUAUCUAACUAAAAGCGGACGAAAGCGGUUUUCUUUCAAAAAGGACGUAACAACCUCUCUCUGGUCGUUUAAACGUUGGAUAGCGCCAUCCACCGGAUAAAUCACUAUCUAGCGCGAUAGCUUAAUCGGUUUCCCUAAUACUUAUCCGCUGGAUAGUGAUUUAUCUAGCCUGCGUAGCAAGCGUUUCCUCGCGAGGUUCGUCUAGAAAGCUGGGACAAGAGCAAAAAAAAAUUGAAUGACGCAAUAACUCGAUUGGAAACGCUUACUACGCAGGCUAUGAUUUAUCCGGUCGAUAGCGCUAUCCAACGUUUGAACAAGCAGGGUCUGGACAGGAAUCAUGAAAAUUUUGCUAAAAUCCACGCUACACGCAGAUGGAGAACAAAGAGUAAUUUAUUAGAUGGCAACAGAGAGUUUUCCGGAAUCUUGUUGACGUGAUAAAGAGACGUUUGAGACAAAUAUGUGCAUCACAAAGAGCGGGUUUAUCUUAAAAUAUGCUGCUUUAUAACAUAACUGUGGAGGAAAAUAUACAGUUUCGUGCGAAAGUGAAACAUGUCAAAGUACAUAACAUUUGAUUAAAGUACAUCCCUUGGGGGUUAUGUUUUAAAUACCUUUAACUUUUAAAGAACAAAACAAAACAAAAAAAAUUUAACUUUCACUUGAGAAAACUGGUUAGCUUUCGACUUCCCUUGGCUUUUCUUUCGAAGUCACUGCAGAGGUCGCCAUCUUUAUCAAUCUGUUAUAUAUGCCAACUAAAAAAUAUUCUGCGUUUAUUCUUAAAAAAUAUAUGGAAAUGAUUCUGUUAUCCUUUUCCCUCUUGUAUUGUCCAAAACAGUGAGAUUCGAGGAAAUCUUAACGUUCUAAAUAUUUUGCAUUAAUCUGUGUCAGGCCCCAAAAUAAUUUCCUUAGCUUUAUAUCGGUCCUACAUGACUACAAUGUCAUUUGAAAUCCAUUGUCCCCCCAUUACAUAGUUGAUAAAGUGCAAAUAAUGGCUUUGAAGCUCGCCAGACUCAUCGUUUUUUCUUUGUUAUACGUUUUUGUUGGCGUUUUUGGACGUGACCGUUCACAACGUUCACCAGCAUUCCUAUCAACUCACCGCAGACCAAUAGAGAAGUCCCAUUAUACUUUCCCGGGGGCUACUUUUUUCAGUCACAAUUUGUGAAUCCGGAAAAAAAAGACCAUAAGGUCAGGGAGCUCGCAAUGUAAACUGCAGCGCUGUUAUUUUCAUCUCAGUUUAAUUUUUGCCAGCGUUCAUAGAGCCAGUUUCUUCUGCUAACUAUGGUAAAGGCUUCCAGACCCUUUCUUGACUGCGCGCUAGAGCAGACGUCUUACGCUCCAAACCCCACUUUCCGAUUGCAAAAGACCUCGAUGAUUUUAUCCCGCUGGAUGUAAGAAGAUAAUUUUCUUCGCAACCUAUAUAUUUGUUUUGUGACCUUUAAUUUAAUCCUUUUUUUUUCGCGGUUUUUUUAGAGAUGGGAAAAUCUAGUGGCGACACUGUUUAAUUCUACUCACUGAUAAGCCUGACACUAGCCAAUUUACUUUCAUCUUGCAAAAGAGGUCAAUUAUCAGUCUUAGAUUGUUAUAUAUAAUUAAGGGCCUGUUUACAUGAGGGUGGGGAACCUCAGAUAGGUGAGGUGGGCAGGCCGGUUACCCCACCUCCAUGUAAACAGGCCCUAAAUUUUGAACUAGUACAUGGUUUGUCUUUCAGAUGUUAUCAAAGGGCGUUCCCAUCUUGCGAGUAUUGUAAUAAUCCAAUUCUUAAAAGCCAGGCCAGAAUAGGAAAUUACCACAAGUUCCCGUAAGUCAAAUGCUUGGUGUGUGUAUUAUUAAGCUAUAACAUGGUACAUGUAAAGCGUGAACGAGCGUGCACGCGCUUAAACCCAAUAUUAAUGACUCUUCAGAGCCUCAGUUGGAAGCAAAUGUGCCUGUAUCUUUGCCAAGAUUAUCCUAUGAAACUUACGGUACCACGUGCUUUUUUAAGCUUAAGAAUUCUGAUGGAAGGUAAGAAAAAAAACGCUAACAGAAACAAGGGAUUGUGCAAAAGUACAGCGAUCUUUUUUUCUUAGCUUGGGAGAACAUCAAAUGUUCUUAACUAAUCUUAGCUUUUCGGUUUUUAUUUUUUUCUGUCAGAUGUUACACUAUGGAAACAGCUAAAUGCUGUGAAUGUUUCGCCGUCGUUAAUCCUCAUCAUGGAGAUGGAAUAUAUUGUGAAAAGUAGGUACCAUCGUUUGCAUUUUACUGCGUGCCAAAAAAUACAGCGGGGGUAUGGGCAGCCAGCAAGAAAACUGUCAAUGUUAUUUAAAAGCAAAUAGACUCCCAUACUCUUAUAGAUCUGCUACUGGGGACCCUCUAACAAAAAUGAUUAAAAAACUGCCUCCGCCCUCGCCAUCAAUGUUCAAAACAAAUUCCUGCCCAAGAAAAGAUGGGUGCAGUUGUGAUAAGAUCGACGGUUUUCAGCUCUUAUUUUCUCUCUGGAUACUCUGGUUUCACUCCCUCGUGUAUGCAAAGAGUAUCAGAAUGUAUUGCUUGCAACAGAGAGAAUAAAGUGUCCAAGAAACUAGAUUACACAGAACACAGAUUAACCCCUCCAAAGUUGUUUUCUAAGGAAAAUUGGAGGGAGCCCGGUGCUCUGAAACUGUAAAAUCCAGGGUGCCCAGCAUUUGAUUUGUAUGAAAAACAAAAAGAUUUCCUAGUCACCCAAUGACAAAAGUUAGGGACCAGGGGCCACAGGGCUUUGCUAGAGCACAACCCUCCCCUCCUAUUCCAGAGUGAAUGAUGAAGUCUUGUAAGGUAGUUCCAACUUCUAAGUCUGUGGACGAAAUCUUAUCGUGCAAUGACCAUAAAACGAAUCCUGUCCGGCAGUUAUUUCAUAUAGUACUGUUUAUUUAGUUUGUAGCGGUUCUAAGUCCAGUUUUGAGUCUGUGGAUGAAAUCCUAUGGUGUCAUUCAAGUGUAACCUCUUCAGCAGUACUUUCGCCAGUUUUCUGUGGCGAAAUUUGACUUCGCCGUGUCACUUUUGGAAGUGAAAGGACACAUAGGCCUGUGUACAAAAUUAGAUCCUGACAGAAACUCAUAAGGGUUUCUGAUCCUGAUCAAUUACCAAAUUCGUUUUUCGUCAGUUUAAGGCGUAACAUAAAACUGGUCAGUUGAAUUUGUUGAUAAAGAAGAGUUUUUUGCACUCUGACAGUUCUUAAGCUACCUUUUUUGGUCAAUUUUUUUAGAUGAAUACUAGUAAGAAGAUCAACUUGAGCAGAGGAUCAUCUCAAUUUUUUAAAAAAUAUUUCUCUGGCCUGAUCUCUUAGACUUCAUCAGGGAGUUUAACAAGAUAGUCAUAGUAGACUGAAGGAACUAUCUUAUUCCUAAGUAUUAUGGUAAAAAUCACGUAGUGCAGUUAGGGUGUGAACAGCAAAUCACCCACAAAAUAUAAGUGUAGGAUGUGACGCGGGGCUGUACCAUACGAAAGUAACUCAACUACGUCACGUUAAAUCCAAGAGCUCCAACAUUAAACAUUGCACACUUUGCUACGCAGGAUUGCAGUCUUAUCUUGCACGUAUGUAUAUAUAUUUAGUGUGUGUUUAGGUUUUUCUGUUUUGCUGUUGACACCCUAAGCUGGGUUCUUGUUCACAGUAACGUUUCUUUUUUGCAAUCGCGAUAAAAGAAGUGUGAUCAGACGAAAGCGGUCAGAAAAAUAGAAAACAUUAAAAAGAUACGUUGCUUUGUACUGCUCACUAGUAUUCAUUAAUUUUUUUAAAAAAAAAAUAAUGAUUACAAAUAUUAAAUUACACAAAAUGUAUCGCCUACAAUUGGUGGUCAGAAAAAUAUACAGUGCGUCUUUGAAAAUUCCCACCCCAGCCCCAUCACUUUCCUAAUGGCCAGUCUCUAAGAGGUAAAAUCGCAACCAGUUGUAACGUGUCGCAUAUUUUUUCUCACUACAGCGCUAACUGGUCGCUGGUUUGUGUUUUAGUUUCUGAUGGGCUCAUAACAUUAUUUGUAACUAUUGCAAUCGGCCUUCUAUACCACCACAUUUUUGAUACUGCAGGUUUAGCCUUUUACUCAGCUUGUAUUACCGUAAAGAAGGUCCUAAACGUUAACUUUCACUUGAAACAAGCUAGGCAAGCACGCUUUAAAAAACCCUAAGACAAAGGAUUGAGUGUCUACGUCAACGUUUCACUUGUGCGUGCGUUUGCGAAUGCGAUGAUUAGGCCAGCGAAUUAUCGAGAAGCUAGUGCAUGGAUGGCACGUGUAGCGUAGUGUGCGUGGCGGGCGUCGAAAGGUGUAGGGGAUUGGAAGGAAGGAAAAAGGCGCUUUUCUCCCUCUCCCCCUUCCCCCCUCCCCCCUCCCCUCGUGUAGCGUACUGUAUGAAAAAAGGACAUUGGAGUUUGGUCUUUAUGAUUCUCACAGCUAAAAACCGGUCGAACCCUUUUGUUUUUCCUCAGUAUCACUAACACAGCGAUAUUUUUUCACUUUUAAUUGGAAAUUUUAACGACACUGUGACUGUGUGUUGUUUUUGCAGAUGUUACGAUGUAAAAAACGCUCCUCCUCUUAAAAUGUACAUCAAGUAUAGGGACAACGAGUUUAGCCUGCACUCAAGAGAUGAAAGGGUGCUGGAUGCUCUGAAGGUCUUUUCGGAUGGUUUGUUCAAUGCCCUUCAGAGAAACGCGAGCCAGCGCUCUCUGAUCCAAGAGCCUCGGGACAACGGACAAAGCAGCUACUGGAACUAUACCAAGUCUUAUUUGGAAUAUCCAGUCAGAGGAAUUAGAAACUUUGUUGGUAAAAGACUUCUUUCCCAGGACUGAAAAACCGUAACAAGCUUAUCUGUUUCAGGCGUUCAGAUGUUUUUCGCUCCGCUAUCCGGCCAUUUCAUUCUUCUUUCCAAUAUCUGAAUGCCUGAAGCAGGUUUACAGCAAGUCCCCUACGCGGAGGCCACGUGACAAACGUUUUUCUUUUCUUAGACUGAGAGAAUGCGAGAGUGCAAAGUUUCCUAACAUUGCCUCGAAGUAACUAACCUCGAAAAGUAGCGACCCUCCGAAAGCGGCGAUAGAAAAAAGGGUGCUAAAUUCGAAUGUAAUGGAAACCCAGAGGGCCGUUGCUUUCGACACUUUGCGGCGUAACAAAAGUAAAGAGGGAGCUCUGAUUUGUAAA